CAGAACCUCUCUAAAAAUCACAAAUUCAAACAAUUUUUCCACCUCUUUGGUCCUCACCGGUGUCACCACUCACCAUUCAUCAACUGACAUCCAGGACGAUCAAACAAUGGAAGCUAAAGAAGCAGGUUCAUCCUUAGAGUCAAUUAUAUUAUCCUUCAACACUCAAAUUUCUGAUCUUCAAGAACUCAUUAUCGCACGAAACAUGUAUCCUGGGAGUAGCAUUGCUGAUCUCACAGCAAUUGAUGCAGCAGUGAAAGCUAUGGAGCUUCAAAUUCAAUCAAUUAAAGAUACAGUGCGUGAAGAAUCCCUAGCUCUUCCUAAAGCCAAGAAAUUGAUUGAAGCUUCUCUAAAGCAGCAGAAAAAGCUGCAAGAAAUGGCAAUCCAUGUCCCGUCACACUUAACUGUUAAAACGAUGGCUUUGCAAAGUGACUCGAACGAUCAUUUGCAGCCUGAUCCUUCCAAAGAUAAUAAUAUGUCGUCACUUGGAUCGUUGAAGAUUGAUGAAGAGCCUGCUGUAUUGGCUAAGGAGAAAAAGGGACGCGGACCUCCACCUUUGUGGUACAUUUCUGGAGAUGAGCUAGCAUCUUUAUCAUCAUACAUGAGAGGAAGAUUGACCCUUGAGAAAGUGAAUGCCGCUGUAACUGAUAUGGCAGCAUAUGCUGAAUCAACUGCUCAGCUUAUAUCAGCCCCUAAAAAGAAGUUGCCAGAAAGCGUAUGGGAAAGAGCCUUGGAGCUGCGAGACAUUGCAAUGACUGAAGGAGUUAAAGGAAAACAUUUUUUUCUUGAGAGCGACAUAAAGGGACCUUCACUGAAGCUUGACAAUACUGGAAAAGCAAUACUGACGGUUCUUCGUCACCUAGGUCGUAUCAGUGAGAUAAGGGUUGGGCAUAAUCGUGUGAUUAUCCUUUCAAAACCUCAGUAAAUGAAUUACAACUUACAAGCAUACUAUUUGCAAUUGCAUGCAGGCACAGCAUUCAUCAAUGGUUCUGGGGAUGUUAAUUUUCACUUAUUGACAGUUGGACAGAAAUCUCCCAGCAUCCAAUUUGGGAUUACAUUCACAUUACCACUUAUUUGAUGUGUAUUGACUGUAUACACUUUUACUUAUCAUUGACAUUGGACUCCCAUUACUUAGGCGAUAUAUGAAAAUUUAUAUUGGGUAAAAAGACGAAGUUAGCUUUUCAUUGAACUUUCUGCUUGUGCUCCAUUUCUUAAUUGCUUAGUGGUUGAAUUAUUGAAUGAUUCCAAGUUUGUAAUUAUGACAUCCCAAAUAACCGAAGUAUAUAUAUACCUUACAAAUC
This is a messenger RNA of Amaranthus tricolor (Joseph's coat), 1298 nucleotides long. Its product is annotated as spindle and kinetochore-associated protein 1 homolog. Gene Ontology annotation, molecular function: microtubule binding. Gene Ontology annotation, biological process: mitotic cell cycle; cell division; chromosome segregation. The record is from RefSeq and is a predicted model, not a curated record. Gene Ontology annotation, cellular component: spindle microtubule; mitotic spindle; outer kinetochore. The coding region runs from base 107 to 922 and encodes 271 amino acids. The transcript is spliced from 10 exons. NCBI's taxonomy places the organism in Eukaryota, Viridiplantae, Streptophyta, Magnoliopsida, Caryophyllales, Amaranthaceae.